Molecule: messenger RNA, 2936 nt
Organism: Boleophthalmus pectinirostris (great blue-spotted mudskipper)
Lineage: Eukaryota; Metazoa; Chordata; Actinopteri; Gobiiformes; Gobiidae
Gene: chata
Product: choline O-acetyltransferase a
Exons: 15
Coding region: 177-2192 (671 amino acids)
Biological process (GO): acetylcholine biosynthetic process; neuromuscular synaptic transmission
Cellular component (GO): neuron projection; cytoplasm
Molecular function (GO): choline O-acetyltransferase activity
Source: RefSeq, a predicted model, not a curated record
UCUGUCUGAUGGGGACGGGGCGAUGGGGCUGAGUGAUGCGCAAAGUGGCACCGGAGCGAGUGCGUAAAAGUCACCGGCUGCGACGCACGGACUUGGAACAACAUGGAUACACCGUGACUGCGCUCCAGGACGAGGCGCGGGCUCCUUCUUAUCGCGUGACCUGACCCUUCGCCAUCAUGCCGGUCCUGGAGAGGGAGAGCUCCAAAGACAAAGGAGGAGACAAUGCUCUUCCUAAACUACCAAUCCCAGAGCUGGCAGACACUCUGCAACUGUACCUCCGCUGUGUGAAGCACCUGCUCACAGAAGAACAGUUCAACAGGACACAGACCAUAGUCCAACAGUUCGGCGCCCCUGCAGGCGUGGGGGAGCUACUGCAGCAAAAACUCAAGGAUAAGAGGGACAAGACUGACAACUGGGUGUACGAGUACUGGCUGAAUGACAUGUACCUGAACAACCGGCUGCCUCUGCCCGUGCACUCCAGCCCCGCCAUGGUGUUCCCCCCACGGCACUUCAGAGGACCCUCAGACUGUCUCAGGUUCGCAGCACAUUUGAUUUCUGGGGUGCUGGACUACAAGACACUACUCGACGCCCGUGCCCUGCCUGUGGACUACACGCGGGGACAGUUAGCGGGGACCCCUAUGUGCAUGGAGCAGUACUACCGCCUCUUCACCUCCUACAGACUACCGGGGCCUCAGAGGGACACACUAGUGGCCCAGGAGAGCAGCGUGAUGCCUGAACCAGAACAUAUCAUCGUGGCGUGCAAGAACCAGUUCUUUGUGUUGGACGUGGUGAUAAACUUCCGUCGCCUGAAUGAGAGAGACCUGCUCACUCAGCUGGAGAGGAUCAUGAAGAUGGCCGACAGCGAGGAGGAGCGCCUGCCCCCGAUCGGGCUACUCACCUCAGACGGGCGGACUGAGUGGGCGGAGUCUCGUGCUGUACUCAUGAGAGAAUCGACCAACAGGGACUCUCUGGACAUGAUCGAGCGCUGCAUGUGCCUGGUCUGCCUGGACGACGCUAGCGGACCAGAGAUUAACGACAGCACGCGGGCGAUGUUAAUGCUGCACGGGGGAGGGCCGCGCAAGAACGGGGCCAACCGCUGGUACGACAAGCCCAUGCAGUUUAUCAUAGGAGCGGAUGGCUGCUGUGGAGUUGUGUGUGAACAUUCCCCGUUUGAAGGCAUUGUACUGGUCCAGUGCACGGAGCAUCUACUCAAAUACAUGAUUGGCAGUCCAUCUAAACUGGUGAGAGCGGCGAGUGUGAGCGAGCUGCCUGCACCACGAAGGCUCCGAUGGAAAUGUACCCCGGAAAUCCACAAACUUUUAUCCGCAUCUGCCGACAAGCUACACAGGUUGGCAAAAAACCUGGACAUGAAUGUGUACAAAUUCUACAAGUACGGGAAAGAGUUUAUAAAGAAGCAGAAGAUGAGUCCAGAUGCCUAUAUUCAAGUGGCUCUGCAGUUAGCAUAUUACAGGUGUCAUGGCCGACCCGCGUCCACUUACGAAAGCGCCUCUACCCGCCGAUUCCGACAGGGACGAGUGGACAACAUCCGCUCGGCCACGCCCCAAGCUCUGGCCUUCGUCGCAGCAAUGACUGAUGGGAAAUUGAGUUCAAGCGAGAAGAUGGAGCUGUUACAAGACGCCAUAGCAGCACAAACAAAAUAUACUAUUCUGGCAAUUACAGGGAUGGCCAUAGACAAUCACCUUCUGGGACUGCGAGAAAUAGCACGAGAGCUGAAGAUGGAGACACCAGAGAUCUUCACAGAUGAAGCCUAUCUCAUCAGUAACCAGUUCAUCCUCUCCACCAGCCAGGUUCCUACCACAGUGGAGAUGUUCUGCUGCUAUGGUCCGGUCGUCCCAAAUGGAUAUGGAGUGUGCUACAACCCCCAGUCUGAUCACAUCAUCUUCUGCGUCUCCAGUUUCUAUGACAGCCCCCAGACCUGUUCCACCAACUUCUCCAAAACUGUGGAGAAGGCCCUGGUGGACAUGAGGGACCUGUGCACCAUCUCCAAACCUACCUGCAAACCUGGUAUUUGCAACACAAGUGCACAAAGACAAAGCAAACAGGGUCAGAGUGUGGAGAGCAAGGGAAGCGCCACACCCAGAGCAGAGGAACCCACCAAGAACCAGGCGCCUCUGCCCAAAGUGGUGGUGAAGACAGCAGAGAAGAGCUCAGCACAGGGAGGAGGGCACUGAGGAGAGGGACUAUCCAACCAUAUAAGUGCACUUAAUGAUACAGUGACUGUGUUCUAUGUGAAUCAGUGAUACUUACAUUGUGCAGUAAGUAGUAAAAGUACUUUGAAGUUUGAAAUCAACUAAAUGUUAAUAAACAGAGUAGUAUAUGGAUGUUGAUUCAGUAAAAACGAAAUAUAACUUGACAAAAGCGUUAUAGCCUAUAGCCUAUAUAUGAGAAACCCUGUGUGUUGUUAAAGUCAGAGUAGCUGUAUUCACAUAUACUGUAAUGUUAUAGUAUGAUAUAGAUUACUGUGAGGUAAAGCAGGUUUAUUAAUAAGAGGUACAAUAUGUAUUAAUAAGAGCUACAAUAAUGGCAUUAUUUUAUUCUUAUGAGACCACUAAACUGUAUUUAGCCUAUUGAGUGCAUGCGGCGAUCAUAUUCUUAUUAAUGUGGAACUAUAAGUUCUAUGCAAUUUGUGUGCUGUCUUUUUGUACAGUUUGUUUAUGUGCAAUAAUAAUGUUAUUACUGAGUUGAAGAACUCAAAUGACUGAGACAGAUACUGUGCUUUUAAACAGGGAGUUACUUCCUGUCUGACAAUGAUGUUCUAGAAAGUGUUGAAGUAGGUUUGUGUGAGCCUACAACUAUGUAUUAGAUUAGCAACAAUCAAAGUGUAUUUAUUUUGCAAUACCAGAGACAAUAUGAGGGGCUGAGGAGUAGCCUCUAUGUUAAAAGUACAAUGUACAUAUACAGAGCAAAGUAAAUUA